Messenger RNA from Pocillopora meandrina, 726 nucleotides. Lineage: Eukaryota; Metazoa; Cnidaria; Anthozoa; Scleractinia; Pocilloporidae. The record is from the annotation of a GenBank genome assembly.
AUGACUAAGGAGAGAAAGACAUCUUCACCAGUUGAACAAGGGUCGCAUUUACACAUGGCUAUCAAGUUGUUGAAAGCGGAAAAUGCGAACCUCGAGAAGAUAAUAAUUUUGCUGAAGACCGAGAACCAAAACAUGCAGCGUAAGAUGAAGGAACUCGAAUAUCAGAACGACAGGUUUAAAAUCACGCAAAAUCAGCUAAAAGCGGAGUUGAAGAGGGAAAAGGAAAUGGUGAGGUAUUUACAUAAUGUGAACAAGAAAUACGAGCGAACGCUUCAGAAGAAAGAAGCAGAGAGCAGACAGCUGCGCAAAGAGGCUAAAGAAGCUGAGAUGAGGAGUCUCAAACGAGAAACCAAAGACGUAAACAAUAACGCAAAGGAAACCGGCAAAGACACGGAAAUCCGACGACCGCAGCCACCUAAACGAUCGGACUCGUUCAAAAGAAACAAGGAUCUUGCGGCUAUAAAAGCGGAUCAAGGAAUCACUACCGUGAGCAACCAAAACGCUAAUUUAAAACCAAAACAACCGGCUCAAAUCACGCCCGCAAUCAAACAGUCGAACUCAAGCGACGACAUAACUUGCGAAUGGGAAGACGUUACGGACGUUUUGGGCUUCUUAAAUGAGAAGGUCAAUCAGUUCGAGCGGUUACUUCUGGAGACUGGAGGCUCGAGCAAGUCGGGAUCUGGCUCAGGAUAUUCCUCUUCCGACUCAAUGACAUCCACCAAGUAA